Molecule: messenger RNA, 681 nt
Organism: Trypanosoma theileri
Lineage: Eukaryota; Euglenozoa; Kinetoplastea; Trypanosomatida; Trypanosomatidae
Exons: 1
Coding region: 1-681 (226 amino acids)
Source: RefSeq, a predicted model, not a curated record
AUGUGUGAGGCAUGGUUGGCUUUUCCCUGGGGGAUGGAAGUGCGUAAGCUGUGCGCCGCAAUAAGACAGGCGCCAUUGCCAAAGGCGAGCCGUGGUUCACUUCAGAGGUCCAAGGCACCCACCCCAAGAUGUUGGCAAAAAAAAAAGUUGAGGAGGGUACGGCACCACGGGUUCCAGCGUUCCAUCACUGAUCGCCGUGCUAACGAGGCCUGUGGCCGCUUAACUUCACAAAUCGGACGGGAUAUGGUGCAUUCAGCCAAGUAUGGUCGUACCCGAAAUACCCGCAAAAGAACAUAUCAUGCUCCCGGGGUGUCAUUCCCAGCCCCACCCCCCAGGGGUGAAUUUUCAGUUUUGCGAGUGCCGUGCGUUUCCAGCCUCCGUGCUCUACUGGGCCUCGUUACGGUGGUAUUGGGGCACAUUUUCGCACACAAGCUGACCCUUGUAGGUGUUGGGUUGUUCCGGUGUUUUGGGUUUUGCCGGCCUGGUGGCGUCGCCGCCGCCGUCUGUCACAACUUGGGCCGGCUGGUGGCGCCGGGGUGGGGUGGCAGUUUUCUGGUCGAAGCAGGCGGCCUCUACAAUAGCUGCGCCUCUGCUAUUUUGGCGUUCUACUGGUUGUUAUUCUCCUUUUGGUCGUUCGUAGCCUCCGUGUGUCGUUGUGCUGCUCCGCCUUGGUGGAGUUAG